GCCCGGGCGGCGGCCUCCCGCGGCGGCCUCCCGUGCCUUUUUCGCGGUGGCUGGUGAAGGCUCGGGGUGCCGACCAGCGAUGUCGGAGGCGAGUGGGAGCGAUGAUUUCUCCUCCUCCUCCUCGCAGAGCUCGGGCGCGGGCCGCCUCUCGCUACCGUCCACCUCCCGUAACGGCGCCGUGCCCCAGCACAAGCAGCAGCGGCCGUCGAGCCGCCCGGCGGCCCCCGAGGAGGAUGGAGAGGAGCCGGAGGCGGCGGGGGAGAACCCGAGGCGGCUGGAGAGCGCCGAGGUUGCCGGCGAUGAGCGGAACAGGAGGAUGAUCCGGAACCAGUACCGGGAGCUCAUCUACAGUGUGCAGCAAAAUCGUGAGGAUAUGCUGAGUUCAAAAAGCAACAGACUGACAGAAGCUUUGGAAGAGGCCAAUAAACUGUUUAGUGGAGUUUCCUGUGCACGAGAAGCUGCAUUGGAUGCCCAAUUUCUUGUCUUAGCAUCAAAUCUAGGAAAAGAGAAGGCCAAUGAGUUGCACUCUGAGAUGACAGCAUUUGAUUCACUAGUGUUUGCAGAAGACUUGCUAACCUUCAUGGGUAUAAAUCGUGUACAAGUAGAAGAAAAUGACAGUGAUUCUGAGAGCACUUCAGGUGGCUAUUUACCUAGUAAUGCCUGGCAUAAACUGGGAGAAGAAACAGAAAAGUACUUCAGAAGAGCACCUUCUUUUCACUAUAUGUUGGGAUCUUUCAAGUCUGAUCCUCCUGUACCAAGACAACGGAUUGAGAGGCAGAAAAAAGCUAGAGGAGGAGAAGAAAAACGAGCAAUGCCUGCUCAGUUAAAAAAAAUGGAGGAGUCUCAUCAGGAAGCUACAGAAAAAGAAGUAGAAAGGAUCUUGGGAUUAUUGCAAACUCAUUUUAAAAAUGAUCCUGAUACACCUAUUUCCUUCUUUGAUCUUGUGAUUGAUCCAAACUCUUUUGCACGCACUGUGGAAAACAUCUUUCACGUGUCCUUCAUUAUAAGGGAUGGUUUUGCCAAAUUGAAGCUGGAUGACGAUAAAUUGCCAAUAAUAGAGCCUUCAAAAGAGAAUGAGGGAAAGGAGGAUCACCAUAGUGCUGGAGCACGGAACCAGGUUGUCAUAUCUCUGAGCCAUCAGGAAUGGAAGGAGAUUGUAGAAACAUAUGAAAUAACAGAACCCAUGAUUAGUCCUCCUUAUAGAAAUGAAGAUGAAAUGGACAUAGCUUAAUUCAAGUGCCUUAAAGAAAAUAUUUUAAAAUUGUUUCUUUCAGAGAAGAUUUUAUAUGUAUAUAUUGUAAAAUUAAAUUUAUUUUUAUUGGAACA
This is a messenger RNA of Chroicocephalus ridibundus (black-headed gull), 1326 nucleotides long. It is a transcript of the gene NSMCE4A, whose product is annotated as NSE4 homolog A, SMC5-SMC6 complex component. Gene Ontology annotation, biological process: DNA repair. Gene Ontology annotation, cellular component: nucleus; Smc5-Smc6 complex. NCBI's taxonomy places the organism in Eukaryota, Metazoa, Chordata, Aves, Charadriiformes, Laridae. The coding region runs from base 80 to 1231 and encodes 383 amino acids. The transcript is spliced from 11 exons. The record is from RefSeq and is a predicted model, not a curated record.